AUGCCCGAAACAGCGGCGCAACGGCCUGCGGGCCAGGCGGCACGGCGCCAGCAAGACCAAGGCAGUGGCAUCAGCAUGAACAAAAUCAUCAUGGGUGUCGUCUUCUACCUCGGCGUCAACGUCUUCCUCAGCUUCUACAUGGCCAAGGACCAGACCGGCGUGGCCACCACCAAUCCCGAGACCGGUGAAUCCAUCAUCGUCCCCGGCAACUUGGGGACCAUCCCGCCUUACCAGCUUCGGCCGCGACACCUCGAUGAGGGCGCUACUUACAGGCACAUCCCUAAGACCAUUGCCCCCAUCUGGCCACAGGACAGUCACCUGGACAUUGUCGUUGCCAUCUCGCCCUCUUUUAACCCGAUCCCUCUGGCCAAUGUUCAACCCGAGUAUAUCGUGCUGGACGAGAAGAGGUUUCACAUGAACAACAAGACGGACAAGCGGUCAGUCGAUACUACCUUUACCGUGCCGGAAGCCGUGCAGAACAAUGGCACGCUUUGGGGUCACUUCUACAUUGGCCUUGCUGGUAGCGUUCUGGAUCCGUAUCUGCCUAGCUAUGACCCCGGUCGAGCAUACCACGUUGUCCAUCCUCUCACCCAGUAUCUGCCCAAGAAAAAGGUAGUCAAGACAAGAAAUCUGCUUGAGGAUCUUCCUUCCCCCGUAGAGGAGCCAGAAGAGGUGGACACGUCGGGCCCCAUCAUUUCAAACUACUACCACCAGAAUGCCAGUUUCUCCCUGGUGCCUGGCCUGGGAGUCAAGGACUUGGACACUAUUCACCCUGCCCUCAAGACGUUCCUCCGCCUUGAGGCAACCGGCGCCCGCGAUGGCACGGGCCAAAACGGCUGGUACUAUCCAACUCUUUUUGUCAACACGUUCUGGCAGUUGAAGACCCACAUGACGCUCCUUAAUGACACAGUCAAGGAGCUGCCGCUUCACAUCGACCUCAACAACAUGCCCGGCUGGCAAUUCUAUGCCAUGGCCGCUGUUGAGCAAAAUUCAAAGGAGAACGCUCGCCAGGCUGCCCUCGGCAACCCAAUUCCUGGCGGCGGCGAUGGAUCGGAGAUCGAAAUGAUCAAGGAAAUCUUUAUCGACACCAACCCCAUCCUGCUCGGCAUCACCGCUUUUGCCAGCAUUGCUCACAUGAUUUUGGAGACGCUUGCCUUUGGAUCCGACAUUGCCCACUACCGCAAGAAGAAGGACAACGUUGGCAUUUCGGUCCGCUCCAUCUUAGCCAAUGUGUUUAUGCAGACAGUCAUCUUCCUGUAUCUGCUAGACAACUCGCAAAACACGAGCUGGAUGAUUCUCGGCACCCAGGUUGUCGGCAUCGUCAUUGAAUUCUGGAAAAUCACCACCGUCGUCAACGUUCGUUUCCAAGAGACGGCUCCGGGCUCGCUUUUGCCGUACUGGUUCGUCUUCGAAGACAAGCACAAGCUUACCGAGACCGAGGAGAAGACCAAGGAGUAUGAUGAAAUCGCUUUCAAGUACAUGUACAUCCUGGCAGUGCCUCUGCUGAUUGCCUACGGCAUCUACUCUCUAUUCUACGAUACUCACAAGUCGUGGUACUCGUUUGUCAUCACCACUCUUGUCGGAUCCGUCUACACCUACGGCUUCCUUAUGAUGGUUCCCUCCCUGUACAUCAACUACCGACUCAAGAGCGUGGCGCACAUGCCCGCCAAGGCCAUGAUGUACAAGUUCCUCAACACCUUUAUUGACGACCUGUUCGCCUUCACCAUCAAGAUGCCCAUCCUGCAUCGACUGGCGACGUUCCGAGAUGACGUCAUCUUCUUCAUCUACCUGUACCAGCGAUGGGCCUACAGAAUCGACCAUACCCGUGUCAACGAGUUUGGCCAGGGAGGUGACGAUGAGGAACCUGUUGACAAGAAGGAUGAGAAGGACAAGGCUGCCAUUAAGGAUGCGGCUGAGGAGCAGAGCGAGGCUAAGGCCACCGGCGCUGAUGCCGGAAAGGCGACUAAGAGAAAGUAA
Messenger RNA from Trichoderma breve, 1977 nucleotides. Its product is annotated as cleft lip and palate transmembrane protein 1 (CLPTM1) domain-containing protein. The transcript is spliced from 3 exons. The record is from RefSeq and is a predicted model, not a curated record. Lineage: Eukaryota; Fungi; Ascomycota; Sordariomycetes; Hypocreales; Hypocreaceae. The coding region runs from base 1 to 1977 and encodes 658 amino acids. Gene Ontology annotation, cellular component: membrane; endomembrane system.